AUACUUUUUUUUGCGGAUCAAACAUAUAUAUAUAUUUUUGGGAAACAAGGAUCAAACAUAUUUUAAGUUUUGUAAGAAAAAUAAUAUAAAUAGUUUGCUUCUUUUCACAAAAUAAAUAUUUUAUUGAAUAAUAAUGCUAAAUUUUAAAAGUAACGCGAACUCUUGUCUUGUUGUUUGACUCAAAGUAUCGCAACGUGACUAAGACGUUAAAAAACCUAUUUUUAUUUUUGAGCACACAAGACAGUGUUUCACUCUGAACGCGGGAUUUGAGAAUUUGGUUCAUAAUCAAAGAUUCAUUCCUCAAUCUCAAUUCUUCAACAUGAAUUCGUAACAAUUUCAAUUUCGAGUUCAAGUUCCAUAUCAAGUCGCGUUCUUGCGCGCGUGCAUUCAACGCGCUUCUUCACCUUCUCAAUUUCAUUCCCUCUGUUUCUAGGGUUUAACUAGGGUUCUUCUUGAUUUCGAUUUUCACAAUGGCGUUUAAUUUCUCAACUCCUCAACAAUCUCAACCGCAACAAACUCUGUUUCAACCACAACAACAACAACAACAAUCUCCUUUUCAACAACAGAGUAGUUUAUUCCAGCCACAACAACCACAAUUUCAACCACAACAACAAUUUCAACAGCAACAAUUUCAAGCACAGCAACAACAACAGCAACAGUUGUUUUUGUUCACGAACGAUAAAACACCUGCGAGUUACAGCACCAAUUGGGCAGAUCUACAUCCUGAUUCGCAGAAAUUUCUACUUCAGAUUGAAGAACGGGUAUUGGAAUAUAGAGAUGAAAGUCAAAGACUUGAUCAGUGUAAUCGUCUUUAUGAUUCGUCUGUUUCCAACGAUGGAUUUGAGGUUGAUGCUAGCCACAUUGUUCAGGAACUUGGUGGAAUCAGCACUGCUAUGGAACGGCAGAAAACUUUGCUACAGGAAUUAACGUCGGCUGUUAAAGAUAUGUUACGUAAUACAGAGGUUGCUGUUCGAUCCUUUAUGAUCCUACGUCCAAGGUUCCAUUAUCCUAGUGGGGGAGCAUCAAGUGCCACUGCCCCAUCACAGACUCCUGGAGCAACAACACCUAGUUUGAACAGCCAACCACCAGCUACAUCUAUGGUGCCCGUUUUUGAUUUCUACAGUGGUCUUCCGAAGAAACCAUCACCCUUUUUACAGCAAACAAUUCUUAGAUUUGAGAAAUAUAUUGGUGAAUGUCAUCAGUGGAUUCAAGAGUUAGAGCAGCUGCUUCUCCUAGAAUCUGAAAAAAAUGCUUCCAGUAAUGGAUCCUCGUUAUUGCAAUCUCUUCCCAAAGUCAUGACAAAUGUACAUGACUUUUUUGUUCACGUGGCUGCAAAGGUGGAGAGCAUUCACCAGUACAUGGAAUCCAUGAAAACAGCAUACCUAGCUGAUCAGCGCCGUCGAGGGGAGGUGAAUGAUCCAUUUCUAGAGGCUGAUCGGCGAGAAACUGCAAGACAAGAAGCAGCAUCAAAAAGAGUUCACCCUACAUUGCAUUUACCUGCAAAUUCACAACCCUCAACUCAAGUUGCUGGGUUGUUUUCCAGUUCAGGAACUCAAGGAGCAUUGGUUUCCCAACAGACCGCUGCAACAACUCCGUCUUUGUCAAUAGGAAGUGGUUCAUCUCUUUUUAACACACCGUCUUCAGCCCCAUCAACUACGCCAUCUUUGUUUGGAACACCAACAACUCCUGCUCAAGGAGCCUCAUGGCCUGCACCAUCUAGUUCUACGCCUCAAGGCUCACUUUUUGGUUCUGCCUCAUCAUCCUUACCUGGUGCAACAUCAACUCCCUCUCUGUUCGGUAAUAGUACGCCAUUGUUUAACUCAACUCCGGCUGGAACUUCAGUCUUUCCAUCUCCCUAUGUUUCAGGUGCUGCGACAGGAUCAGGAGCAAGCUUUGGGGCUAAAAAUCCACGGUCGAAAUCUAGAACUGCUCGGCGCUAAUAGAAGCAAUCUUCUGAAAUCAUGAAAUUGAUGGGAUCCUUUUCUGCUACCAAACACAUGAAUGUGUCACUUGAAAUAUUGGUCUUUCCUUGUUAGAUGGUCUUAAAAUGACUUUUGCUAUUAUCUGAUUGGUGUCUUGGAAUGCAGACACGCCGCAUUGAGGACACUAGUCGUGCAUAUUGGCAUCUGGAUUCUAGCUUGUUUCAGUUCGUUGUCAGUUCUUCCAUUAGGCAUUUCCAGUUGGUUACUGUUGAACUGAUUUACUUAACAUUUGUUUAGGUUAGGUGAUUUUGAAUGAUAAAUUUUCCUGAAUUGUAGCUUGUCUAGCUUAUUUCGUGGCACAUUGUAGUCAUAGUUUCUUUCUUGGUUUGCUUGAGCACUGAACCAUCAUUCAUUGUUGUAAGAGAUAUCAGAUCCUAGUCAGUUGUAUGGCUCCGGUUUACUUAUACAGUUAUACAUUUCAAUGUGGAUACGUGGCCUUCAAUUUUUA
This is a messenger RNA of Medicago truncatula (barrel medic), 2430 nucleotides long. RefSeq names its product nuclear pore complex protein NUP58. Gene Ontology annotation, biological process: nucleocytoplasmic transport. The transcript has 6 exons. Gene Ontology annotation, molecular function: structural constituent of nuclear pore. The record is from RefSeq and is a predicted model, not a curated record. The coding region runs from base 471 to 1940 and encodes 489 amino acids. Lineage: Eukaryota; Viridiplantae; Streptophyta; Magnoliopsida; Fabales; Fabaceae. Gene Ontology annotation, cellular component: nuclear pore.